AAACAAAGUUAGUCGGAGAGAGGGUAUACGCUUUAGUUGAGUUUUGUGUAAGCUUGGGAACAUCUAACACUUCUUUAACUCGGGUAGUUUUUUUUUAUGCUGAAACUUUCUUAAAGCUUUCUAACAUGGGAACUGAGACUAACAAAGAUGAUCGUAACACGCCUGAGUAUCUAGCCCAGUUACUAAAAGAUAAAAAACAAAUUCAAGCUCUUCCAAAUGUUUUCAUUCAUACGGAGAAAAUUUUAGAUGAAGAAAUCAACAGAGUCCGACUUUCAUUGUUUCACCAUCAAGGCAAACGCGAUGUCCUGGACUUACCCGAUGCCGUCGGUCCAGUCGUCCAGCUGCAGGAAAAAUUGUUUGUGCCAGUUAAGGAAUAUCCAGACUUCAACUUUGUCGGUCGGAUACUUGGUCCCAGGGGGAUGACAGCCAAAGAGUUGGAACAGUUCACAGGGUGUAAAAUCAUGGUCAGAGGGAAGGGCUCAAUGAGGGAUAAAGCUAAGGAGGACCAAAACAGGGGUAAAGCCAACUGGGAACAUUUAAACGAGGAACUCCAUGUCCUCAUCACAGUGGAGGACACACGAAACAGAGGGGAGAUUAAAUUACAGAAAGCUAAAGAGGAGGUCAAGAAAUUAUUAGUCCCUGCACCUGAUGGCGAGGAUGACCUAAAGAAACGCCAACUCAUGGAGUUAGCUAUAAUUAAUGGGACAUACCGCGAUACAACGAAGCCUUCACCCUCACCGUCCCAGAACUCAGUGCCUGGUCGCUUUGUCCACCAUAAUGAAAGCUUAUGGAGCAACCCUUUUGAAGCCCACCUACAGCUGGGCGGGAUGCCCAUGUUCCUUCCCCCAGGCCACCCGGGCCAACCGGGAAUUCGCGCCCCAGGCCAGAUGCCUCAUUUGGUCCCGGUUAGCGGGGCAAGCUCCCUCUCAGAUGGUUUGUCCUUGUUGCGUUCCUUUUCUGUAGAUUAUUCGGAACACGCCCGCUACCUUGCUCAGCCCCUCGCUAUUCAAAUGCGAACCCCCACACCAACUGGUGCCCCUAUCAUACUCGCACCUCGCCUUCCCCCACCACAAGUUGUUGCAACAAGCCAGCCCAGCAUGAACGGAGCACCCCCACCAUUGGUCUCACCCCCAGGGGAUCACACUGGACUUAUGUACAAUCCUUACACCAUGAGUGUUACCUCAGGCAUGCAUUCACCAAUGGACCCAUACGGCAUCGGCGCGGGGACACCCUCCAUUUUUGAAUACCAGACUCACCUCGACCAGGCGCAAGCGGGUGCCGUCCCAAAGAUGAGAAGGACAUUAGAGGGAGUCAGGGCUCACCCCUAUACUAGAGUUUCAUUGUCUUAAUGUGUGUUACAGCUGGCAACUAACCACCUCGUGCCUUUAAAGACGGCUCUGUCGGCCGGUCACUCUUUGUGGUGGGACAAACUGUUGGCCGGGCGCUAGGGUCCACUUCUGUGCUGCUGUUCUAUUCCCACGGAGGUGUUGUUGUGUAUCUCAAGACACUCGUUCAACAGCACCGCCAAGCUCUUGUAGCAGCCAAUGAGAUAAGCUCCAUCAGCGUAAGGGAACCAAGUGCAACAUUUGCUCUCAUGUUACUUGUACAGCCUGCACCCGCCUUCACUUUGUCACCUAACUCUUUUUAUCAACAGUUUUUGUUGAUACAUUUUAUUUUGUAUUAAACAUGAUUGAUUUAUGUUUGACUGUUCAACCCACCUAUUUUUUUUUUUUGUUAUUUUUACAUGUAUUAUAAUACCAGAUUAACUUGUUCUAUAACCUUUUAAAACGGUAUCAAAUUGAAAUGCUCAGAACUGCUUCAGCUGAAUUCUCAUUGCCGUGGUGUAAUUAAGUCUUUCUGUUUAAAGUAGUUUUGGUACUUCUUUAAAUGGCUUGACUGUACCUGGGCAGUGUUGAUUCAGCUGAGCAGAAACAUUUAAGUGCCUGAUGUAUGUACUGCUGCUAACAACACAAGUCUAAUGGUCGAGCUUUCACUGCCCUACAGCUUAAUGGACAUGAACAUUUUAAACUCCUUUCUGGAAUGAACUAAAAGUUAAAAAAAACAAUGGAAUGAUCCACCCUUAGACCUGUGUUUUAACAUUGAUAUUAAACUAUUUUUAUUCUCUGGUGAGGUCUAAACUAUUUGAAUGUACUUGUAUUAAUAUCUUAACAUAUAUUUGCAGUUGAUAUUACUUAGGGAGAGGGUGGGGCAAAUAUAUUUUGAUAAACAUGCUUAUAUACUUGUAUAAAAAAUGAUUGAUAUCUUAACAUCUUGGAUGUGGAUUUUGGUUAUUUUUUCUUAUUUAUAUGAUGGUAGAUCAGUAACUUUUUUUUUCUAACCUAAGCUAGUAAAGCUCAGUAGUGAAUUAAUUUGAGACAUGUUUUAUAUUUUACACCAACAGUAUAUUAAUUUUGUGAAAAGUUUAAUUUUUUUCCUCUAAUGGUUGUGGUUUAUCUGCCCUUUGUUUUUCAUAUCCCAGAGCAAUUUCAUACAUGCCCUUGUGGAUUUUAUUUCUUAGCUCAUUUUUUUCUUCUUUGGGAAAAGCUAAGCAUUUUCUAUAUCUAGUUCUACAAGAAUGCACACCCCAAGACCUAGUAAUUAUAUAAGAUUUUGAUUUAAAUUUUUUUAUUGUUUAAAACAAGCAUAUCACCACUGUCCUCAUAUCAAUCAAAUGUGUUUUUUUGGAACUUAUUUCUGUAUUUGAUGGCUAGUAGUAUUAUAUCCUCUGUGCUCAUGUCUGUGUAACACAAGUCUUUACAUAACCCUGUUCUCUGGAGGUACUGCAUUAUUUUUGUCCUCCCUGUGUUGCACAUUUUAAUGUACAUCUCCCUGCCAUGGAGCAGUUGUAAUAUUUGUAAGCUGAUCAAAAUUUUUAGAUGUUUUUACACAUUUGGAUUUUCAUAUUUAGUUUUUUUUUCCCUUAUUUUUUUUUUAAAUUUUAGGCUAGUAAGAAAUCUUGAGAUAAAAUGAGCAGUGAAAAAUUCUCUGUAUCCUCUAUAGCAUAUCAUUUUUAUAUAACUUUAUUUUAUAAAAUUUGUGUUUUAUAACUUUAAUUUAAUUUUAUUUAAAUUUCAAUUGGGAAAAAAUUACAAUAUAUAGAGUAGAAUAUAUAAAAAUGGCAUGAGAUCUUUUACUGUGAAAGCACAAAAUGUAAAUAUGACUUGUAGAGCCAGACUUCAUUUCCUUAGUAUUUUUUUCUGUCAAGUUUUACUUAAAUCAGUACUUAAAGACUUUUUCCAGCUCUCCGAAUGAAACUUGUAAAUAAAUCUACAUGCUAGUUAAAGUAUAAUCCAUGAGUAGUCUAAUAUCAGGAGUGUAACAUUGUGAUCUGCGGUCAUGAGUACUUAACUCUGUACAGUGUGUAUUAUGCUAAAUAACUGUCUGUAUAGUGAGCCAAGCAACAAAUUUGUUUCAUAAAUCUUAGUUAUCAUUUUUUAUUUUUUUUUUGUGUACAUUUAAAUUACUCCCUACCCCAGUGUGAUCUCAGAAAAAAAAAUUUUAAAGAUUUUUUUUUUGAAAAGUUAAAAUAGCAUUUGUCAGAUGGCCAAUUUAAUCCUAUCUUUUGUUAAUCCUAAUUCUCAUAGAGAUUAUUGUUUGUUAAACUAGCACAAGUAGAGCUUAGGGGUAAUUGGUUGUUUUGAUCCCAUGCUGUUUUCCCAAUGCAAUCUACUUAUAUGCAAAUUCAAUCUGCUGCUUAUGUGGGAUAAAAACCCACAUACACAAUAUACACAAAUGCAAAUUUUCUUGCAUCAGCAUUCAAAUCAACAGCUCUUUUUUAUGUCAGGUUUUAAUAGGUUCAUUCUAAUUAUCUACAAAUAUAUUUAUAUGUAUACAUGAUUUCAUAGUGUUACUUAAAGGAAGUAUUUUACUUUAAAGUAUUUCAGCAUUGUCAGUAUGUGAUAGGUUUUAAAGUGCCUUGAUCUGUAGCAUUUCUUAUGUCAUUGAUCUACUUAAUAUAUCAUUCAACUCCGGCCAACCAGUGUGUUUACAAAGUUUCUAUAUUUUAAGAAGGCAUGUUUUUUCUCUAUGCCCUGUGUAUCAGAGAUAUCACAUGUUAGUUUAGUUUGUCUGGCUCAGUGCAUAAUGUCAAAAUGUGUUCCUUUAAAAAAAAAAUUUCAUUAUUUUUAUUUUGAUGGCAAUUUACAUAGAAUCUCACAGUUCAUCUUGUUUUUUUUUCUCUUGUGCGUGUUCUAAUACUCAUUUGUUUUAACCAUAUCCAACAACUGCUGUUGCUACACUGCUACUGUGUGUGAUUUGUUUUUUUUUUUUUUUUCAUUUUACUUAGUAAAAUAACCUGUCCUUGCUGAGCAAUGUAACCUAACUAUAUGAACUCACCUUUAUUUAACCCAAUAAACACAGAUUUUCGUAGCCAAUCGGUUUGCUCUAUUUUCUUGCCUAUAACAUGCCUAUUACUAAACUUCUAACCAGGUAUCAGGUAAUAAACUCACCUUGUUUUAUAUAUAAUAAAAAAAAUAUAAGAAUUUUGUUUUUCACGAGACAAUUUUAUUUGGACUCAAAUGAAAUUGGAUUAUUAAAAAAACGCAAGGUGAGGUAGAUAUAUUGAGCCUCAAGGAGGUUUGGUACUGCUGGUAGCUGUGUUGUUGCUUAUUUAGGUUUGUACAACAUUAAAUACUCAUCAUAACAUGACUUUCUCCCCACUAAAAAAUUUGCUAAUUAUAAUCAAUGGCCAGAUGGAGAAUGGGUCGCUAAAACUAGGUGAUUGGAUCUGAAUGAUUGACUUAUUUGAGGUGGUUUCUAAAAUCUCUUGCAUGAUAUUUUAUUCAACUUGUAUACCAUAACUUAUAAUAUACUAACCUCACACACACAGCUGAAUGGCCUUACACUAGCAACAUGCAGAUAUUUAACCACAUUAUUUACAUUUAUUAAUUUUGCAUAAUUUCAGUUCGCCAAAAAAUAUUUACAAUUGAUUUACUCAUUUGCCAAAAUAAUUGACUACUGAUUUACUUAUUUGCACAAGGAAACAAGCAUAAUUAUACCUCACUCUUUAUUUUUAUUAAAAAUUGUUUAAUAAUUCUAAUUCAUUUGCAUUCUAAGCAUUUUUAUAAUAAAUAUUUUACUUCCUGCUUUUGAGAGUAAUUAAAACAAUAGAUGCUCCUAACCACUAACUUGCUUGACAAAAUUUUAAAAAAUGUGAAUAUAGUUCCUGACAUAACUUGGGACAGGUAAUUCAUAUCUAACCACAUUUAUCUGCUUAGUGAUGCCCACCUAACAGUGCUCAAAUAAUCUUACAAACUUUAUAUUUUUAUUUAAACAAAUAACCACAUGUGAUAAAUGUCCGCUUUGCCCUGUUCUUCGUCAUUACACAAAAAAAAAAUAGAUAUGAAUUUAUUGUACGUUUUUAUUUUUUAAAAUUAAUACUUUUUAAUAUUCAUUUUUUAAUAAGAAUUUAUUGCCAAUAUUAUGGUGCCUUUUUACGCAUUGAGAAAGUUGUGAAUUUUGUUCAAUUGAAUUGCCUUCAUGCUGAGACCAGGCAGUUUGUGUUCUAGAUAUAUUUAUUUUUUAUGUUGAUCCGAUAUAGCCUGAUCCAGCAUGGUAUUUUUCAGAGAAAUAAAAUACAUAACAUAGAAUUUAACACUAAUAAUACAUAGGCAUUUUAAUACUAUUUACACAAUUUAAAUGCUAGUGUUGGUAAUAUUAACUGUUUAAAUGCAUUAGAAUAUACUCAAACAAUCCUAACUCAAUGUUAGAUCACAAUUAUUUUUUUACACUAAAAAACUCGUCUUCCCUUUACAUUUUUUACAUUACUUCCCCUUACACUGAAUUUCUUCCCUUCGUACUAAAUUGCUCAAGUGUACAGAUACCAUGUAAACAGAACUUGUAUGUGCUUAUUGUGUGGUAAACUCCCUUUACAUCCAUGACAAGAUGAGCUUAGUGGUCCCUUAUAAUAUACAUCAUUGUUAUAUAGGUCCCUGUACAAGUAUAUUAUAUUUAAAGUGGUUUUAACUCAAUUUUUUUGAAAUUACUCAAAACUCAAAAUGUGGUAAUAACUUAUAUUUACAUAUUUACAUUACAUUUUUUUUUUUAUAAAAUAGAUAUAUUUAUAUUUCAUAGUAAUUUAUAUACUUGUUUCUUUUGAAAUGUUAUGAAAAAAUAUUUUUAUUUGCUAUACCAAUGAAAUUCACAAUACGUAAAACAGAAUCAGAAAACAAGAAAAUUUAAUGUCUGUUAUUAGUCUGGAAGAUUAUAGAAACAAAUACUAGAUAGGGUAUGAAUCAGUCGGAUUGAAAUCAUGUAUAGUGUAUCUAACGUCAACACACAUAGGAAUCCGUGUUAAACAUGCUUGUAAAUAAAAUAUCUCAAUUUUUAACAGAGUACUAAAAUUACAAAUUAAAACAGAAUAUUAUGUGAUUUAGACGAAGAAAGCAUGUAGUUAAUGCCUUAUAGAAGGUAGGUGAUCUGAAUUUCUGAAGCUUGUCAUUUACCAUAAAUGCAGACUACUAUAGCUUCAGUUGUGCUGAA
Messenger RNA from Physella acuta, 6480 nucleotides. Its product is annotated as KH domain-containing RNA-binding protein QKI. NCBI's taxonomy places the organism in Eukaryota, Metazoa, Mollusca, Gastropoda, Physidae. The record is from RefSeq and is a predicted model, not a curated record. Gene Ontology annotation, cellular component: nucleus. Gene Ontology annotation, molecular function: mRNA binding. Gene Ontology annotation, biological process: regulation of mRNA splicing, via spliceosome.